Messenger RNA from Siniperca chuatsi (mandarin fish), 1335 nucleotides. RefSeq names its product vegetative cell wall protein gp1-like. Bases 213 to 962 code for a protein of 249 amino acids. The record is from RefSeq and is a predicted model, not a curated record. Lineage: Eukaryota; Metazoa; Chordata; Actinopteri; Centrarchiformes; Sinipercidae. The transcript has 2 exons.
GUUUACCCGUUGAUGAUAACAAUACGGUGUAAGGCAAUAGUGCUUGAACUGUCAAGUUAAGUGUAGCUUAUUAAGAUUAUAAUGAGACAGAGGAUAUUGCACAGCAGUUAUAGAGGUAUGAAUAAAUAUCAAUAUCAAUAAAUAGGGAAUUUUAAACUGAAAAGAGUAUAUAAGACUCUAAGACUCUGCUGUCUGGCAUCACUAAGACUCUGAUGUCCAGUGCCGUUGAGCUGUCAUCAGUGCUGUCUGGUCCCCAGUCUGUGGUCCGGCCAACACCUGCUCCUGAUCUCCAGUCGGCAGCCUGGCGGCCACCAGUUCCCUCUUCACUGCAGUCUCCAGUUCCUGCGCUUCAACCAAGUCCUGUCCCAGUUGGGCCGCCACAGCCCUCUCCUGCCUCUGCUGGGCUGCCGCAGCCACCUAUUGCCAAGGUAUCUUCAGUUCCAGUUGGGCCACAACCUCCUGAACCUGCGCCGGUUGGGCCGCACACUCCGUGCUGCAGCAGCCUCCUGAUCCACCUGCACUGCAGCCUCCGGGGUUCCUGGCAUCACUGGUUCCACCAGCUCCUCUGCCAGUCUCUCUAUUGCCGACCUCCAGCCCUGCUGCCCUGUCGCCGGCCUCCUGUUCGGAUCUCCGGUUGUUGGACCCCGGUCCUGAUCUCAGCCACGUUGCCGUCCUUCAGAGGAGUUCCACCUUUGCCGCCUGCCUCCUUUGGGCCUCCAGAGAGGUUUCGCCUUCGUCACUGGCCUCCUGAGUUGCUCCACACGGCUGGCGAUCCUCCGAACCUGCUCAGUCCUUCAGCCCUGCCUCCUGGUUGCCCUCCACACCACCUCUGCUCCACACCUGUCCAGCCCUCCAGCUGUCCGCCUGAGAUCUCCAACACUGCUUUUGUCCUGCCCCCAGGCUGUUUGCCUGAAGUCCCCUGCAUCACCUUUAUCCAGCCUCCAGGUUCCCUGGCCCUGUAACCUGUGACCUCUUACUGUGUGAGUCUACAGCCUGCAUAAGCAACAGAAGAGAUCAAUCAUCUGAUCUAAAUUAAUUUAGCAUGACUUGAUGAUUGGUUCUGGCACAUUGACAUGAACUGACAAUCACAAUGUAAAUAUAUGUAAAUUGUAGUAGGAAAAGGAGGCUUUGUAUGAUGGAUGAAGGAACUGUGUUGCUCAGCCCCUCUUUAACUUCUUAAGUUAAUUUUUCAGUUGUUCAGUCUACUUAUCAUCGGCCAGAUUUCAAACAACGAUGAGGCUUCAUAUUGGGAGGAAAUCAACAACCUCGCAGAGUGGUGCACAGGAGCUGAUUGUUGAUUUUCGGGAAAAGGAGGCAAAGACACACACUUCCGUU